AUGGAGCUAAUACUAAGUAGCCUCAUUUCCGAUGAUCUAACAGGGGAACAAAAGCAGUUAAGUCUUGAUUUCCUACAGGAUAUCUUACAAUGUAAUAGGAAAGAUUAUGAGAGUUAUUUUUCAUCCAGGGCAGUUCCUGGUAGCAUAACCGAGGACAUAGCAGAAAUUGAUGCCGAAUUAUCUGCCCUUGAUAGGAAGAUAAGGAAAUCACUACUGGAAAAUAAGUCUCAGAUUAUCGGAGAUAUUCUUGGAAACGAUGAUAGGGUUCAAUUGGAUGAUAUAGCUAAGUCCUUGGAACAAUUAUGGGAAUUGGAUGCUAAUAUCAAUAAGGCAACUGAUGAAAGCACUACUGAUGAUGAAAUUAUUAAUGAAACCCUUUCUAUUGAUGACUUUUUACAACACGAUAAUGAAGGCAACGAUACGAGCGGCAUUGCGACCACAGAAGGUGACAAUUUAGUAAGAAGGAAAAAGGAAGAUGAGUUUCACAAGGCUUUAAGCAGGCUAAGAAACAGAAUCACAACAAAAGAGGAUGACAAGGACGACAUUAGAUCUGAUACAUUAGUCACUGUACUAGAAAAUUUGGAUAGCAUUACGGAUUUAAUGGAACUGCCAUUUUUAGCUCGCACGUGUAUUAGAACAGGUCACUAUCAAGAGGCCGUCAUGCUAUACACCCAUACUACCUCCCUAAGAUCAAGAUUCCCUGGUUCAACCAUUGUGGAUGAAGUCUGCGAAAAAGUUUUGAAUGAAAUAAGUACUACCAUGUUAUCCGGGUUGGUGAAAUUACUAUCUACUAAUGUAUCGGUGAACUCACUGAAGAAAAUACUACAGUACUUGAAUUCAAUUCCGCCAUUCGAUGGAAAGACUAACAAGUCAUUACUAAGUGUAUUUUUAGCCAUGAGGUACAAAUUCAUUACUGAUGAAAUAGCAUCGUAUUCUUUGGACAUUGAGUCUUCUAACGAAUCAUUAAUUGAAAUGAUGGUCAAGAGGAAAGUUGAGGUCCUCAGGGAACAUGUCUAUAUGUCCUUAAAUGUCUUCCUUAAAAGCUUUUUGUAUGAUACAAGCGAUUUAGAAAUUCCGUUCCCAGAGGAACUAGAAACUAUUGCGUUAAAGAUAAAUGAAACUAACGAAGAUAACGAAGAGAAAAGAGAUGAAAAGAGGGAGAAAAAAACAGAGAAGGAAGAACAUAAAGAAAGAGAUACAGUAAAGAAUAAUGAAGAAGACAUAAGGGAAAAUAAAAUCUGUCUCAACGUUGAAGAUGAAGAAAAUAAACAGACAGAAGAGGUAAAGGAGAAAGUGAAAGGCGAAGAAGAUAGAGCAGAAAGUACAACAGAAGAUGAGAUAGCAAAUAAUACAAUAAACGAAACGGAAGACAAGGCGGAAGCAGAAGAAGAAGAAGGAGAAGAAAAACUAAAUAACACAGAAGACAAAACAGAAGCGAAAGCAGAAGAAAAAGGAGAAGAAGAAAUUAAUAGGGUAGAGUCGACUCCAGACGGGCCUAGCAAGGCUCCAACUUCGAAAAAAGAAAACAAAAUACCAACGAAUGCCAUCAUGCUGCAAUUCGUUGAUAGGUGCAUUACAUACGUAUUAAAAGACCUCAUUCGUGGGUUAAAUGGCAUCAAGCUGAGUGACUCCGUUUGUCUGCAGCUGGUGUACUGUUCAUUCCGUCUUUGCGACCUGAACCGAAACUACCACCACCUCUUCUUGAAAAAAAUUAACAAUACCAGUUUGUUCACCACGGAGCAGCUUGCUCGGGCAAUUAACAAAAGAGCAGAGUUGGCCUCAAAAUAUAUAUACUCCUAG
Messenger RNA from Saccharomyces paradoxus, 1800 nucleotides. RefSeq names its product Golgi transport complex subunit COG8 (gene COG8). Bases 1 to 1800 code for a protein of 599 amino acids. Lineage: Eukaryota; Fungi; Ascomycota; Saccharomycetes; Saccharomycetales; Saccharomycetaceae. Gene Ontology annotation, cellular component: COG complex. The transcript has a single exon. Gene Ontology annotation, biological process: cytoplasm to vacuole targeting by the Cvt pathway; intra-Golgi vesicle-mediated transport. The record is from RefSeq and is a predicted model, not a curated record.